Messenger RNA from Penicillium roqueforti, 975 nucleotides. RefSeq lists its product as uncharacterized. NCBI's taxonomy places the organism in Eukaryota, Fungi, Ascomycota, Eurotiomycetes, Eurotiales, Aspergillaceae. The coding region runs from base 1 to 975 and encodes 324 amino acids. The transcript has a single exon. The record is from RefSeq and is a predicted model, not a curated record.
AUGCAAAUCCUAGUAAUCACCUGCCCAAGCGGCAAACAAUGCUCUCAUCUCAUCCCUCUCUUAUACAAUGAAUCCAAAUUCAAACUCCGUCUAGCAGCCCACACCCCCGAAUCCGCCUCCCGUCUCCAAACCACCUACCCCGAAGCCGAAGUACAAAUCUGCGACACCACCUGCCUGGCCGAAUGCCGCAAGCUUCUCAGCAAUGCAACCUCGGUCUACCACGUGGGCCCAUCGCUCCACUCCCGGGAAAUGGAAAUCGGGAUCAACAUGAUCGACGCCGCUGUCGCCGAGAGUCAAAAGCCCGACACUAGCUUCAAGCACUUUGUCUAUUCCAGCGUGCUCGGCACCCAGCACCGAAACCUCAUCCAACACGACCACAAGAGCCGCGUCGAAGAAAGACUGCUACUCAGUCCUCUGAACUUCACAAUUCUCCAGCCGACCAAUUUCAUGGACGCGUACCCGGCCGCUGAUCUCGCGAAGAUAGAGAGCCCGUCUAUCAAGUAUGCCUGGAACAUCUUUAACCCGCAUGUGGCCAAUAGUCUAGUUGCGCUCAGGGAUCUGGCUGAAGCCGGGGCCCGGGUUUUGAACGAGCGGGAAGUACACUAUUUCGCUCAGUAUCCGCUCUGCUCGACGUUCCCGGUGUCUGAUGUGGAUUUUGUUGAUGUCAUUGGGGACUAUAUUGGUAAGAAGAUAGAGGUUCCAACUCCGACUCUUGAAGAGGGCGCUAGCAAGGUGCUCAGGCUUUUAUAUGCCGGGGAAAGCGGCGUGUAUAGUGGGGAUCAUGUAGUCUCGGAUCUGAGAUGGCCGGCCGCAAAGGGAGAUUUACGUCCUGAUAUUACAAGGGACGAGGCUGAGAGGCUGGUUUUGUUUUAUAAUCGGCGUGGAUUGAAGGGGAAUCCCAGGGUUUUGAGGUGGUUGAUUGGGAGGGAGCCUACGACUGUUGCUGAGUGGGUGAAGAUUCAAUUGGCAGGGUAG